UCAGUCACGCCCACUGCGCGGACCAAAAACAUUUGUCACCAAUACGCCAGAGAUUCGGCUAGCAGCAUUCAUUCCUAACCUGGACCAGCAAAGAGAGCCGUCAGCAAAUAUGGUCUGCGGGGGGUUCACUUGUUCGAAAAAUGCUCUGUGUUCCUUGAACGUGGUGUACAUGCUAGUCGGCCUGCUGCUGAUUGGUGUGGCAGCAUGGGGGAAAGGCUUCGGUCUGGUGUCGAGCAUUCACAUCAUCGGUGGUGUGAUCGCAGUGGGCGUCUUCCUUCUGCUCAUCGCCAUUGUGGGCCUCAUCGGAGCAAUACACCACCACCAAGUCAUGCUUUUCUUUUACAUGGUCAUUCUUUUCAUUGUCUUCCUCUUUCAAUUUGGAGUCUCUUGUUCUUGUUUAGCAAUGAACCGUGGUCAGCAGGAGGUAUUUCUGAACUCGACUUGGGGAAUGUUGGAAAAUAAAACCAAAACCGACUUGGAGAGUCAGCUGAACUGCUGCGGGCUGCUAAAUGUCACCAGCAGUCGAGUGCAGUUUGAGCAGGAUCUACAAAACUGCCCCGCUUUAUGCAAGAAGACUAGUUCUUGUUUCACCUGCGGCGAUAUGAUGCUGAAUCAUGCCAGUGAAGCUCUCAAGAUUCUCGGAGGUGUUGGACUCUUCUUCAGCUUCACAGAGAUUUUGGGAGUUUGGCUGGCAGUGCGGUACAGGAAUCAGAAGGAUCCACGAGCAAACCCAAGUGCUUUCCUAUAGUCUGUCCCUACACAUAGGUGUCGUAGUAAAAUCCAUGCCAUUGCUGAUACACUGGUACACCACACUUGGCAACACGGAACCAACGAGUGCACGCAGCUACUUACCAACACAGAGGACACACUAUACGCCAUCAUCAAAGACUAGCUUGACAUAAUCCUGGAUACUCACGCAUGACAGGAUGAUUUGUAAUACCAGUGCGCCUAACUCACUAGUAUUGCGACACAGCCUUGAUUUGAGUGCCCAAACGCAACCUGCGUGGUCAAGUUGUCGCCAGACCCAGCAUCUGAGAGGUGUCCCACAAAUCUGUCCAGGUGCACUUUCAAAUGUUCUUGUGUACAAAGAAACCGGUUCUUCUGUGUGAUGUGCAAAAAUUCGACCUGCGUGGUGAGGAGAGAAGAAAGUGACUGGACGGUUUGAGUAAAGUAGCUUUGAUGUAAAUGUCACACACAGCUUUGAAUAGAUUUCUGACAAUUAGUUGCUAGUCAAUCAGGUUCAAAUAUUUAUGAACUGUAACUGAGCCAGCUGUCACAAAUGUUGAACUGCCAACGGACUGCGCACCUGAUGUUGUAUAUAUGUUUCAAUACUGUCGUUCACACAGAUCUUCCAAGUAGUUUCUAUUCUAGUUGCUUGGUUUGUCUGCACAUUUCAUCUUGCUUCCUUUGUGUUGCAUCUCAACUAUGUACCUUUACCUCCUGUUUAUCUGGAAGAGAUCAUAAUAAUAUAUAAAUAUAAAAAAAAAAAAAUACAUGUUUAGGUUAAUCUGGCCAAAACGGCAUCACAAAGCUAAUUUUGAUUUGUAAGUGUUUGUUGUAAUGUGUUUGUUUAUUGUGGAUCAUUCUUUGUUGUAAGCCGUUUUAAUCUUGAUACUAUGUUCUCUAUUAUUGAUAAUUGCCAUUCUGUUCAUCAGUGUUAAAUACUUUGUAAAAAUAUGUUAAAUAUGUUCAAAAUCUAUUUUAAGCUACUGUUGAUGAUGCACAAUUUGUGUUGUAGAUUUUGGCAUUUUAUAUUCACUAAUUGUUAUUUUAAGAUGUCAUUCAUUAGAAUAGCUUUUGACUUAAAGACGAACUGUCUUACUUGAACUUACUUACGUGCUAGCGCAGAUUUGCUGCUACUGCGGAGACUUUUCCCCGUCAUGUACAGAUGCUUUACUACAGCUUACAUUUAUUGUUCUGCUCAGUAUUUACACCAAACCUUUUCAUUUUUGUGCACUUGCGGUUGAAACGUUGUUCCCCUUUAUUUGGGGACUUCAUUUUACAAAUAAUAAAAUCUCAAACUGGAAA
Messenger RNA from Nerophis lumbriciformis (worm pipefish), 2028 nucleotides. It is a transcript of the gene tspan31, whose product is annotated as tetraspanin 31. Lineage: Eukaryota; Metazoa; Chordata; Actinopteri; Syngnathiformes; Syngnathidae. Gene Ontology annotation, cellular component: membrane. The record is from RefSeq and is a predicted model, not a curated record.